AUGUUCGAUACAAUUUCUUCAAUGCCAGGAGUCAUUUUUCCAUUUAAACAAUUGACUGAAUUAUGUAAAAGAUAUGAUGUACUUUCAUUAAUUGAUGGAGCUCAUGGAGUUGGAUGUAUUCCUCAAGAUUUAUCAGAAAUUGAUCCUGAUUUUUAUGUUAGUAAUUUACAUAAAUGGUAUUUUGUUCCAUUUGGAUGUGCUGUAUUAUACGUCGCUACAAAACAUCAUAAUAAUAUUCAUACUUUCCCAAUUAGUCAUUCUUACGUUUCUGAUGAAACUGUGCUCGAAGAAGAAGAUCAACUCAAUCAUUUAGUUGAUAGAUUUUUCUUUAAUGGAACUAAGAAUGUUGCUUCAAUUGCUGUGAUUCCUGAUGCAAUUAGAUUUAGAGAGAAUGAAUGCGGUGGAGAACAAGCAAUUUUUGAUUAUUGUCAUGGGUUGACAAAACAAGUCGCAACUACGAUUUCAUCUAAAUGGGGUACUUCAUAUUUAGAACAAGAAGAUGGUCCAACAUUAAUUAGUACUAUGGUAACUAUUGAAGUGCCAACAAAAGACAUUGGUCUUGAUGUGGACAGCUUGAAGAAGAAUUGGAAUAGAUUUAUUGAAGUAGUUUAUACAAAGAUGUCAGAUGAAUAUAAAGCAUAUACACCAUGUGUUAUUCACAAUGAUAAAUUAUAUGCUCGUUAUUCAUGUCAAAUUUAUAAUGAACUUAAUGAUUAUGAAGUUGCUGCUGAUUAUUUAAUCAAAGCUUUAAAAGAAUUUGUUGAAUUAGAAUUACAAUUUAAAAACUUAAAGAUUUAA
This is a messenger RNA of Hemisphaericaspora subhashii, 798 nucleotides long. RefSeq lists its product as uncharacterized. The transcript has a single exon. The record is from RefSeq and is a predicted model, not a curated record. The coding region runs from base 1 to 798 and encodes 265 amino acids. NCBI's taxonomy places the organism in Eukaryota, Fungi, Ascomycota, Pichiomycetes, Serinales, Debaryomycetaceae.